Messenger RNA from Camelina sativa (false flax), 365 nucleotides. RefSeq names its product cytochrome b-c1 complex subunit 7-2, mitochondrial. Lineage: Eukaryota; Viridiplantae; Streptophyta; Magnoliopsida; Brassicales; Brassicaceae. The record is from RefSeq and is a predicted model, not a curated record. Gene Ontology annotation, cellular component: respiratory chain complex III. Gene Ontology annotation, biological process: mitochondrial electron transport, ubiquinol to cytochrome c.
AAAUUACAAAAGCCUUUGGUUCCUUCCUCCAUCACAAAUCUCGCAUCUUCAUCGGAAGAAGAGUGAUGGCGUCGCUUCUCCAGAGAUUAGUAGAUCCCAGGAACAACUUCUUAGCUCGUAUGCAUAUGAAGUCUGUCUCUAAUCGCCUCCGCAGAUACGGUCUUAGAUACGAUGAUCUCUAUGAUCCUUUGUAUGACUUGGAUAUCAAGGAAUCGCUUAACCGGUUACCUAGAGAGAUCGUUGAUGCUCGGAACCAGCGUCUUAAGCGUGCUAUGGAUCUUUCUAUGAAACACGAGUACCUCCCAGCUGAUCUUCAGGUAUGUAUGUCUCCAACUAUAACUGAGAACUGAGUGAGCUAAGAGAUA